CUUGCAAGUGGUAAUAAGUGUCAGAAAAAUCGCGUGCAUGAAGAUUAAGAAACCGAAGACAAUUUUUCACCGGAACAGCAAAUAGAUAAUACAUUUUUCACAAGACUGCAAACUCGUGCUUCAAAACAGCCAAAGCUUCUUUCAAUCGUGCAGUUUAAAUAUAACUAUCUUUGAACAAAAAGGUUACAAAAAUAGUGCCAAAAGAAAAAGAAGAAAAAAGGAAAAUAUGAGCAAGAAAGAAUUUUAGAUUUCAUCUCAUGUUUAUAGGGACAUUUUUGAGUGACUUUUAAGUGAUAUAUACAAACAAAAAAACGGCAUUACGGAUUUACGAAUGGCGAGCGCGAUCUUUGGAACGCUUUUGAAUUUCCUACUUUUAAUGGCCAUAAUAGCAAUGGUCCCUAAAACAUUUGGUCACACAGUUUAUAAAAGAAGUACUUCGGAUCCAGAAUACAGCUCCAUUGAUUACUCAGAUUAUCCGGUGGAUAAUUACGAGAAACCUAUGCAGAAAAGAGCGGCACUAUUGCUCGACAGACUGAUGAUUGCAUUGCAAAAAGCUAUUGAAAACGAAGAUUCUGUGGGUGGAGGAUCGAGUGGAAAAUACUACAUGAAGUCUGGAAAUCAAUUGAGGGAAAGCAACAGGCAAAGUAUUCCCAUUCCGAACGACAAAACGAUGGAUCUUCAGCGCAGAGGUCCAGCAAAAGGCCGAGUUUAUUGGCGUUGUUACUUUAACGCAGUGACGUGUUUCAGAAGGAAGUGAUAUUCUUUGGCGAAGAGGACUUUACUUAAGUUUCAACCGGAAUCUAGAAAACAAGUUUUACUGCGAAAACUCAAUGUGUAACACAAAUUAACAGGAAAAAUUUAUUUAAUAAUAACCAAAUGAGCCCCAGUCUGAUAAAUAUUAACUUCAUCAAUUUUUCAAGAAUAAAAACAAAAUACAAUGAAGUCUCUCCUAUUUCCGUGACCUUGAAACUUAAGGAUUCUUUCAUUUCAAGGCUGGAGGGAGACCUAUCUGUACCGCGACCCUCAAGUCAUUUUCGUCAAGCGACGUUCAUUGGCUGCCCCGGGCUUGUAUCGAUGCUUCACCUGUAAGCAACUUUUUCAACUGUGCAUGUACCAAAAAGCGUGAUUCGAUUUGCAAUAAAUAAUUACUAUCAAUAAUGAUAAAGAUAAAUACACCCUACUCUCAGUGUAGUAACUCGCGGUGUAGUAAUUCCUAGAACUGCUGGCCCAAGCAGUUUCUCAGCUCAAGGGGCGAGAGACGGUAGCGACUCUUGUUUGAAAAGGGUGCGUUCGAGUAUUGCGUAAGCAUUUUAAUGACACUUUUGAUCCCCCUCCCCCUACGUACCGCUUUUUCUAUAGUAAGUGUAUGUACCUUUAAUAUAGGCGCUGCGCUACAGCAGAUCCCACUCCCCCUUAGGCGCGCUACGUAAUACUUGAACGCUCUCAAAACACCAGCAGCGCAGCGGAAAGCGCAGUGCGCGUGUACUCAUAUGCAGAGAUUGCGCAAUAUUAUGCUCCAGAUCAGCGCUUUUUCCAGCGUUUCUGUAGAUGUACAACAAUUUGCCAACUAGAAAUCAAUAUAUUAGAAUCAGGAAACUACUCAAAUAUUUCGAGGAAUAGUGUGUUUUGCAGUAUGAUGUCACCGACGCGGUUAAGCUGCGAUAGUUGGAAAUGUCUGGAAGGUUAACAUAUUUCUUGACAUAGGAGUGCAAAUAACUUUUUGAAAAAAAUAUUCUAAACCUAAAUGUAAGAUUGAAUAUUAAUAUUUUUAAAGUGUAGAAUGCUAGGAUGAGUUGAAAUGUCAUUCGUCAUGAAGGUUACCACAUAGCACUGCAACUGCAUACGAUUUUUUGGAGAAAAUAGUUUAAAUGUACAGGUAAGUAGAUUGUCUAUUAACGACCUUUCAGUGUCACUAAAGCAAAUAAAAUAUCUGAAAUUCCAGGUUAGUAUAUCAGAUAGGGUUCACCAACCUGAAAUUUUGAAUAUUUUAUUUUAUUUCGUGAAACUGAAAGUUCGUCAAUUGACAAAAGAAUGGAACAUGUCUAAGAAUUCGUAUACUUAUGACUUUUACGUUGAGAAUAUUUUUUUGAAAACGUUUGAUGAAUUCCCAUGACUUCAUGCUAAAAUCCUCAAGUCAAAGCAACGAGGGCUUCCCGCCUUCCGGGCCUUUUUUUAAUUGGUCAGCCACUGACGCGGAAGAGACCGUGGUUGGAGGUGACGGAACUGUGCAAUUUGAAAUAGCCGUGUACGGGGAACUUGAAGUAGUA
Molecule: messenger RNA, 2267 nt
Organism: Belonocnema kinseyi
Lineage: Eukaryota; Metazoa; Arthropoda; Insecta; Hymenoptera; Cynipidae
Exons: 3
Coding region: 332-757 (141 amino acids)
Source: RefSeq, a predicted model, not a curated record